GCCAAAAAAGCACAAGAGAAAAAUUAAAACAUGGGAGUAAGCAACAACAUCACUGCAGUGCUAAACUUCAUAGCCCUCUUGGCCUCAAUUCCCAUCAUAGCAUCAGGGAUAUGGCUAGCAUCCAAGACAGACAAUGAGUGCAUCCACAGUUUCCGGUGGCCGGUUUCCGUCCUCGGAAUCCUCAUCCUCCUUGUUUCUCUAGUUGGCUUUGUUGGUGCUUAUUGGAACAAACAAGGGAUUUUGGGAUUUUACCUUUGUUGCAUGGCAAUUCUCAUAGGAAUUCUGCUGUUCGUACUUGUGUUUGCAUUUGUUGUUACUAGGCCUGAUGGAAGUUAUGUUGUUCCUGGAAGAGGCUACAAGGAGUCAAGGAUUGAUGGGUUUUCUUCUUGGCUAAGGAACCAUGUCACUGGCUAUGGAAGUUGGGAGAAGAUAAGGGCUUGUUUGGCUGGUUCUGAUGUAUGCAUUAAGCUCACACAGGAUUUCAUCACUGCUGACCAGUUUUUCAACUCUCAUAUCUCUCCUUUACAAUCAGGGUGUUGCAAACCUCCAAGUUCAUGUGGCUACAACUAUGUGAACCCAACAUUGUGGGUAAACAAUGCAAAUCCAAUGGCAGACACAGAUUGCAACAUGUGGAGCAAUGACCAGAGUCAACUCUGCUACAAUUGCAAUGCAUGCAAGGCUGGCUUAUUAGGAAACCUCCGAAGAGAGUGGAGAAGAGCCAACUUCAUUCUCAUUCUUGCUCUGCUUCUUCUCAUUUUCGUCUAUCUCAUUGCAUGCACUGCCUUCAACAAUGCUCAAACACAACACCUUUUCCAAUGUUACAAAAGGGGUUGGGUUUAAUAAAUCUUAAUUUUUUUUCUUUUAUCGUUUUUUAGGUCAAGAACUAAUUCAUAGCUGAUCUGAGCUCCAUUUAAGAAUCUGUCGUUGGUCAAUGGGUUGUUGCAUGCCCAAGAUGAGAUUCGAAUCCCCACACUUAUUUAAGCGGACGAAUGAGCUGACCACUCGACCAACCCAAAUUUCUUUUUUUUUCUUCUUUUAUCGAGUGAUGAUCAAAUCAA
This is a messenger RNA of Arachis stenosperma, 1058 nucleotides long. RefSeq names its product tetraspanin-2. NCBI's taxonomy places the organism in Eukaryota, Viridiplantae, Streptophyta, Magnoliopsida, Fabales, Fabaceae. Gene Ontology annotation, biological process: auxin-activated signaling pathway. The coding region runs from base 31 to 840 and encodes 269 amino acids. The record is from RefSeq and is a predicted model, not a curated record. The transcript has 2 exons. Gene Ontology annotation, cellular component: plasmodesma; plasma membrane.